This is a messenger RNA of Plectropomus leopardus (leopard coralgrouper), 3729 nucleotides long. RefSeq names its product endosome/lysosome-associated apoptosis and autophagy regulator family member 2-like. The record is from RefSeq and is a predicted model, not a curated record. Lineage: Eukaryota; Metazoa; Chordata; Actinopteri; Perciformes; Serranidae. Gene Ontology annotation, biological process: positive regulation of BMP signaling pathway. Gene Ontology annotation, cellular component: membrane.
CAGAUACAAAUUUUCACUUACAAUGAUAAAUUAAUAAUAGCGACAGUACAAAAUAACAUAAAACUAGCGCUAUACUAUGCUGUUCCACGUCUUUUAUUGUAAUCUUAAUUCUCAUUAUCAUUCAAGGGCUAAAAGGAGUUUUAAUGUGAAAUGAAGGACCGGAUGUGUAGUUUUAACCCUGUGUGUAUUGACGGUAUUGUGGGUGGAGGGUGAGUGAGACAGACAGGCGGGCAGGCGCAUCAAUGACAGGGACAGCAACGCAGAAACACUCACCGCUCGGCCUGUUUCAUGUUUGUGGCUCCAGGCAGCGGACAGCCGGCUGUUUGUGAUCCGAGCUGAAGGAUGCGGCAGCAGGUGUGGGCCUCCUGGUUCCCCCGCUGCCUGGUGCUCAUCAUCAGCGCUCACACAUCCUCUGUGUCCGCCACCCUGCGGCUGUGCGAUGAGACAGAUUACUACUACCAGUACACAGAGUGUGACAGCACGGGGUCACGAUGGAGGGUCGCCAUCCCUCUCAGUCCAGGCUCCUGCUCAGACCUGCCACCUCCGACCCGAGGAACAGACUGCUCUUUCUCCUGUCCGGCUGGGAAGUAUCUAGAGAUGACCUCUCAGCAGUGCACGCCGUGUGCGUCCGGCUCCUAUUCGCUGGGCAGCGGCCUCCGUUUUGACCAAUGGGACGCCAUCCCUGCAGGCUUCACCAGCUUGGCCAGCUUCCUGGAUCCCGGGCCAAAUGGAGAGGACAUCCAGGCCUGUAACAGCUCAUCGUGGACGCCACAGGGUGUGUAUCUGGAGUCAAACCGCGACGAGUGCACAGUGUCUCUGGUUUACGCCGUCCAUCUGGAGAAACAGGGCUCCGUCUCCUUCACCUACCAGUACCCCGACAACAACAUCUUCUUUGAGUUCUAUGUCCAGAACGAGCAGUGUCAGGAAAUGGCUCAGACCGACGACCAGAAGUGGAUUAAAGUCACGAACAAUGGAGAAUGGGACACGCACACAGUGAAUCUAAAGUCCGGUACGAACAUCCUGUACUGGAGAACCACCGGCAUCCUGGUGGGAGGGAAGAUGGUCAAACCAGUGCUGCUCAAAAACAUCCAAAUAGAGGGUGUCGCCUACACAUCGGAGUGUUUCCCGUGCCGGCCCGGCUGGUUCAGCUCGGCCCCCGGCUCCUCGUCCUGUCAGCCCUGUCCCAGCAACACCUUCUCCAUAAAGGGGGCGUCCUCCUGCACACAGUGUCCUGAACACCAUUACUCACAUGAGGGAUGGGCUGAGUGUAAGGUGCGGCCGCCGUGCUCAGAGAAGGAUUACUUCCAGAUCCACACGGCCUGCGACAGCGAGGGGAAGACGCAGGUGUUGUAUCGUUGGGUGGAGCCAAAGAUCUGUGUGGAGAACAUCACGGGCGCCGUGGAGCUGCCGGCGACGGGCCAGAGAGAGCCCUGCCCUCCCUGCAACCCCGGAUACUACAACAGCAACGACUCCACCUGUCUGCCCUGCCCACCUGGCACCCACUCAGACGGCACCUACGUGUGCACCAAGUGCCCUGCAGGUACAGAGCCAGUGUUGGGUUACGAGUAUAAAUGGUGGAACGUGCUUCCCUCCAACAUGAAGACUUCCUGUUUCAACGUGGGCAACUCCAAAUGUGACGACAUGAACGGAUGGGAGGUCGCAGGCGAUCACAUUCGCAGCGGAGCGGGCAGUUCAGAUAAUGACUACCUCAUCCUCAGCCUGCAUGUGCCUGGAUUCAAGGUCCCAGCCUCGCUUUCAGGGAUGACCGGCAACGAGUUUGGCUGGAUCACUUUCGUGUUUGAGACCAUCUGCUCUGGCGACUGUGAGCUCUACUUCAUGAUGGACGUGAACAGGAAGAGCACCACAGUGGUGGAGUCCUGGGAGGGCAGUAAGGGCAAACAGUCGUACUCGCACAGCAUGACCAGGAACGCCUCCGUCACGUUCACAUGGGCCUUCCAGAGGACGAACCACGCUCUGGACGUGCGUCGUUAUGUCAGUGACACGGUGAAGCUGUACUCCAUCAGCGUGACAAACGUCCUGGACGGGGUGGCGUCAUCAUGUCGGGCCUGCGCUCUGGUUCCCCAGAACUCCCAGCAGGCCGGCUCCUCCUGCGUCCCCUGUCCUGCUGGUUUUUACAUCGACAGAGACACCAACAGGUGCCAGGAGUGCCCGCCCAACACUCACCUGGCAGGACGCCACACCUACGGCCAGGACGCGUGUGUGGCCUGCGGGCCUGGAAGCAUCAGCAACAAGGAACACUCUCGUUGCUAUAGCGACUGCUCCUUUUCCCACACGGAGAACAACCGUACGCUGACCUUUGACCUCAGCCCCAUGAGCGACGUGGCCUCGCUGACCAUCGGCCCGAGUUUUACCUCUAAGGGCACAAAGUACCUUCACCUGUUCAACGUCAGCCUGUGUGGCCACGAGGGAAAGAGAGCCGCCACCUGCACAGAUAACGUCACCGACGUGUCCAACAAGGACGAGCAGAGCGACUCGGCUCAGUUCGUCAACUCGGUGGACAGCUUCAUCUGUCAAUCAACCAUCAUCCCAGCAGAUGGGCGGGGCUUCAGGAUGGCCAUUUCCUCGCAGUCCAUCAGCCUGGCAGACGCUUUCAUCGGAGCGACAGUAGACUCUGUUCUUAAUGGCGUGAACGCUAAACCGGAUCUUUUUCCUGAAAACUCAAAAGACGUUCCAGAUAUCAACUUCUUCUACAGGUCAGCGCAGGCGACGGCUUCUUGUGAUCAGGGUCGCAGUUCAGUCAUCACUGUUCGCUGUAACCCCGAGAAAUCUGAGCGAGGAGAGCUCUCUGUGCCCAGCUCUUGUCCCGCAGGAACAUGUGAUGGAUGUACGUUUAACUUCCUGUGGGAGAGCUCGAGCGCCUGUCCGCGCUGCACCGAAGACGACUACCACCAGAUAGAGGGAGCGUGCAGAGGAGGCGUCCAGGAAACUCUGUACGUGUGGAACGAGCCGAAGCUGUGCACCAAAGGUGUCCCGCUGCCUCCCAGGAGCUCGUCUCCGUGUGAGGCCAUCGCUCUGUGGCUGAAGGUCGGGGUUGGUGGCGGAGCCUUCGUGGCCGUGCUGCUCAUCUCUCUCACCUGCUAUUUCUGGAAGAAAAACAAGAGGCUGGAGUACAAGUACUCUCGUCUGGUGAUGUCUGCCAACAAGGAGUGUGAGCUGCCAGCUGCGGACAGCUGCGCUCUGGCUGAAGGCGAGGAACCCGAGGACGACGUGGUCUACACCCAGAAACCCUCCCUGCUCAAGAAACUCCGGGCCAUCGCUAACAAGCACGAGGGUGGAGAGAGCUGCGAGUCUGUGCAGCUGAACUCCUCUCAGAGUGAUCGGUGGGUCCUGGGAUAAACAGACGCCAGCAGACACAGAGGACAGUCAAACCACGGAGGGACAGUCAGUGACAGUGUCCAUCACUGCCGUCCUCCUUAUGUGUCCUUUGCCCGCCCUUCAUUGUGUGGAGGGGGGCACCAACACAGACCUCACUGGGAAAAUUUUUGUCACUCGGACGUUGGCAGAAACUGUACAGAGGCUUUUACUCUUAGAAAACACAGGAAACGCUCCUGCUUUAAUGCCAUGGAUGCUACAGGGCGGCAACUGAACGAUGCUUUUAAUGUUUUUUGUAUGUUUUGUAUUUUUAUUUGGUAUUUUCUGUUCAGAGUCAUGUAUUUAUAUUAAUGUUAUAAUGAUGAACCUUUAUUAAAGUCCUAUUUGACUUUGGGA